AUGAACACCGGGCGCGCGGGCAAUCGGCUGCGGCCAUCAAUCACCUGCAAUGCGGCCCUUGCGCGCCGCUACUCGUCCAAGCCGCAACAUCGCGAUAUCGCAUCCAUAUUGGCACAGCCGACUUGGUCGGCCCGGUCUCUGCUUCCAAAGCAGGCUGAGAAACAAUCUACGGCCACUGUGACGCCGCAGAAGCUGCGUCAUCUCCUACGUCUUUCGGCUCUGCCUCAACCAUCCAGCCACGCGGAAGAGCAGUCGAUGCUACAGACCCUCGAAUCGCAAAUCCAUUUUGUUCAAGAAAUGCAGCGAGUGGAUACAACCGGAGUCGAGCCACUGCGUAGUAUUCGCGAUGAGAGCCCAGCUGCGGUGAAAGAAUCAACGCUAGGGCUUGACCAGCUCCGCGAUGCCUUUGCGCAGGAACAAGUGAGUGGGCGACGGAGGAAAGUUCAGCGAGUUCCCAAGACGAGAAUGGGUCACCCAGAGGCAGAUAUCUGGAAUGGGAAUGCCCUUGACUUUUCAAUGAAAAAGAAAGGCCCUUACUUUGUUGUUGAGACGAAGGGAAGUCAAUCGUCCUGA
Messenger RNA from Penicillium oxalicum, 573 nucleotides. RefSeq lists its product as uncharacterized. The transcript has a single exon. The coding region runs from base 1 to 573 and encodes 190 amino acids. Gene Ontology annotation, biological process: regulation of translational fidelity; glutaminyl-tRNAGln biosynthesis via transamidation. NCBI's taxonomy places the organism in Eukaryota, Fungi, Ascomycota, Eurotiomycetes, Eurotiales, Aspergillaceae. Gene Ontology annotation, molecular function: glutaminyl-tRNA synthase (glutamine-hydrolyzing) activity. The record is from RefSeq and is a predicted model, not a curated record.